Messenger RNA from Epinephelus lanceolatus (giant grouper), 546 nucleotides. The record is from RefSeq and is a predicted model, not a curated record. Lineage: Eukaryota; Metazoa; Chordata; Actinopteri; Perciformes; Serranidae.
AUGGUUAAUACAUCCCUGUUGGCUGAGUCAGAAUGUCCUCCACUGGGUCUGGAGUCACUCAGGGUCAAAGACACCCAGCUGAGAGCGUCGUCCUACAAGCGCAGAGGCCUGGGCCCUCACCGCGGAAGACUCAACAUCCAGUCUGGGAUAGAGGACGGUGACAUCUACGAUGGAGGCUGGUGUGCUCAGUACAGAGACACGAAGCAGUGGCUGGAGGUUGACGCUCGGCGACUGACUCACUUCACUGGUGUCAUCCUGCAGGGUCGCAGCUCCAUCUGGAGUUGGAACGUGGUCCAUACCUACAAGGUGCAGUUCAGUAACGACUCGCUGGUCUGGAAGCCAAGUAUGAACGGGACAGAGGAGGCUCUGACACAGGCUCACCUGGCCCAGGUGUCUCGGAGUAUCGCCAUGAAGUUUUCUGACGUGGUCUGCCAGAUCCUGGUCCGGGAUCUGAUGACCAAUCUGCAGACUCGAGACUCUCCGUUGGCUUCAGCCAGUAAAUCCAGCAAAGAGGAGGAGAAGAGUUGGAGCGAAGGCAGCAGGUAG